Molecule: messenger RNA, 906 nt
Organism: Coccomyxa subellipsoidea C-169
Lineage: Eukaryota; Viridiplantae; Chlorophyta; Trebouxiophyceae; Coccomyxaceae
Exons: 4
Coding region: 1-906 (301 amino acids)
Source: RefSeq, a predicted model, not a curated record
AUGAAGAUCUUGCACUUCUACAUAGAGAAGCGCAUUGAGUGGAGGGCAGCAGGCGCAAACGGGGUUGCAUUGCUGCUGUGCGAGCGCAUACUUGACCGAGGCCCGCGUCCAUAUGUGCUUGGCGAUCGGAUGCCACUAGACGAUACAGGCAUGGACGCGAUCAUCGAUGAAGACAUGCUGAUCACGCUGCAGGUUGACUUCGCAACGGUGCUCAAUAAAUGUGAAGCUGAGAUGGAGAGGCGCUUGGAUCUUGAGUUGCUGCUCUCUGAAUACAACAAGCUCUUGAUUGCCGCAGCCUUUGACUCCGGCAACAUGCUCGUGGCAGUGACUGUCAACACGUCCAUGGAGGGCUAUGGGAAGAGGUUUGCUGCUGACAAGGUCUCAAAAUGGGUGAACCAAAACCAGGAUGUCAGAGACACUCUGACGGAGGUUCUGGCUGGCCCCAGCAGCGCGAGCACACUGCAGACCUUCUUGAAGGGAGCCGAAAAAGCCUGGAAGGUCCGCAUAGCAAAGACACACCCUGCGGACGUCAACGAGCUGUACGCCAUCUGGAGGCCGACGAAGCAGCUGCUCGAGUAUGCAAGAAGAUCUAAGGAGGAGUCAGACCACCUGACCUUCCUCAUCGAGUUUGCCGGCCUCUUUGAGUACUGGGUGAACGGAUUCAUGCAGCCGUUGAUCAAGUUCCCAUUCAAGCACGAGCAGCCGCAGCAGAACCCUGAGCAACAGCAGCCAGAGAUGCCCCUCCAGCAGCAGCAGCAACAGCCGCAGCCGCAGAUGCCCCAGCAGCAGCAGCAGCAGCAGCAUGGGCAGCAGCAGGAUCAGCAGCAGCAGGGGCACAAGCAUCAGAAGUCCAAGCACCGGCAGAAGAAGGGCACCAGCCAAAAGGCAAAGUACCACCUGAUCUGA